Messenger RNA from Paracoccidioides brasiliensis Pb18, 2976 nucleotides. RefSeq lists its product as uncharacterized. Gene Ontology annotation, cellular component: cytosol; phagophore assembly site; extrinsic component of membrane. The record is from RefSeq and is a predicted model, not a curated record. The transcript has 4 exons. The coding region runs from base 1 to 2976 and encodes 991 amino acids. Gene Ontology annotation, biological process: autophagosome assembly; protein localization to phagophore assembly site; piecemeal microautophagy of the nucleus.
AUGCAUCAACAUCCUCGACCUCCGCCGGCAACGGCGUCUCCCGCAAACUCUCCCAGGACUAAUCCAGCUCGCACCAACAACCCUCGAGAUCGCAGUGCUGUAGAGUCUGACGCUGCAUCAUCUGCUGAGCUGAAAAUGUUCACGCAGGGCCCGUCAAAUGUUGCUCCUACUAGAGAUAUCAUUGCCAAGCUAAAUCAGAUCGUUCAGCAAUACCAUACGAAAGCCGCUCUAAUAAUAUUGCAAUCUCGAGUCGAGUUGCCCCUUGCGUAUAACAAAGACUCGGAUGUGAAAAGGGUGAACCGAUGGUUUAAUGUUGAACUCGACGAAACCGAUGUGCUCAAAGACGACUUACGAACCUGGAAGAGUUGUGAUACAACUGAUCGCCGUCCACCGCCCAUGAUUAUCGAAACCUAUCUCGAUCCGGAUGAGUUGACACAUAACCAGAGCCUUGUGAUUCUUGAUGAACAUGGGAAGCGCUGGGACGUUCUCGAAGCUCUUAAUUCCUUGUUUUCUUACAAAGGGCCUCAGGAUACUAGAUAUAGUAGAGUCAUUCUGGAGCGCUGGAAGGUUGAACUUGGGGAUGCGUCAAGAGAUCUGCCCGCCGAUCUCGCCUCCAUACUACCCACUCUCUACAAGAAAAGCAUCGUUCUGUUUAGAUCUCUCUUUACGCAUUCCCGGUUCCUCCCUGCUUGGAAGUUUUCCAAACGCCAGACAACUAUGCGGUCCAACCCGACCCUACCUAUUCGCUACAGAAUAUACAAUGGAACCAGUGCAGGCACACCACAGGCACUCGACCCUUUGAGCAUCCCGUUCUACGAUGAUGGUGGUAAAACUAUAGAGACUUUCUCUUUUGGCGUUAUUGAGUCUCCCGCCGGCCCUUUUUCCGUGCAGGUAACCUAUCGAAUGAACUGUGACUUUAGAGUGGAUGACUCUGAAGCAUUAUUGAGUUCAAGGUUUAUGGGUGCGGAUGAUGCCUACUUUCGGCCAUCUCUUCCCUCAGAAGAUCAUUUCCCCGGUGGAGCACAAGAAAUUGGGUCCUUGCCAGUGGCUAGACGAGGCCGUGAUCAACCCCACAAUGCCCAGGCCUAUGGUAGUUUAUCGACUUUCCAUCAUGCAGUUCCUGCGACGGGCGUCAGUCCAUUAUCUGCCCUUCGAGCCGCAAGGGAAUUUGGGACUGGUUCGUCCAGCUCCCCCGUAUCACCACCCUCACCUAAACCUGGACAUGGCUCAAGACCGGGUCUUUUCUCCCGCGAUGGUGUCCACUCCGCCCAGCGAAAACCUUCGAUUUCAUUCCCACCUUUCAAGGCGCCUCCCCUCUCAGCGUCCCCGUCUUUGGUGGAUUCUCCCAUUGUAUCUUCUCCCCGAAUUGCACCUUGUCGAACGGGACCGGUUAAUGUGCCAUCAGAUAGCAAGACCAUGCCACCGCCUGCGAGUGCUGCUGCUGUCUCUCGAAAAUCCACAUAUGCUUCACCAGAAAACGCCAUCGCGUCAUCAGGUUCUGGCUCUCCUAGACCUGCUCCGAUUGUAAAGUAUACCAGUUCCUUCACUCAUCGAAGAGGGAGAUUGUCAUCGGGUGGAGCCAGCAAAACAGAUGAUGAUUACACCUCUAGCGGGAAAGCGAGUGCUGCAUCCUCCACAGCCCACCCUAGCUCUGGAAUAAUUGCGGAGCCAGGCACCAGUUCCAGCUCAUUACAGGGAGAUGAAGCAAAUAUUGGAGAGUUUCUCAAAAUGCUUGACAUGCGAAAAGAUCUGCUGAAUCCUUCUGAUUCUGCCAGUUUGUAUGCACAAACCCGGAGGACUGCUGUUGCCCUCACGCGUUUUCAAAAGAUGAAAGAAUCAAAUGCUGCCCUGUCGGAUUCUAUGACCUCUUCACUAGUUCUCCAUCGUUCAUCUACUUCGUCAAGUAGACAGCUCCCUAGCGUUCCUCCCAUGAUUGCCGGCACGUCGAUUUCCACCUCUUCAUCUCCAGGCAAACCAAUUUCACCUCAUACUCCCCAUACCCCCGCCAUCCCCUCCCGCCUCAGCUCGAACAGUAUCAUCGACUACUCCCACCUCGACCGCACGGACAAUCGACGCCACCACCUCUCACAUGAAUCCCACGGCUCUCUUCUCGAGGAAACACCCAGUCAAGAGACGGCAAUGGAACCUGCUGCCCACAACUCUAACGCCAAUGCAAUCGACAUUCCUACCUCCCCACGUCCAUUCAUCCCUAGCUAUCGACGUUCAAGCUCUGCCGCUCAUCGAAGGCCGAGCACAACCAUUGAUUAUGAAACGGCCGAAUUCCUCCCCUUCGGUAUGCGAAGUCUAAGCCUAGGAGCUGAAGAUAGAUCACUUCUGAGCCUCAACGCAAUAGUGCGUCAGCAGGAGCUGGACAAUGAAGCUCCCGCAGUCGAUAUGCUACCAACCAACCAGCCCCAGCUGGCAGACAAUAACUCAAACAACCCCGCCACAUCCACCCAAUACCGCGCUACCACGAUUUCUUCCAACCACCCGUAUCAACCGCGCUUCUCGCACCACCGUGGCAGAGGCUCAACUGGACACCCAAACUCCCACAGCUCCGCAUCCAGCAGCCUAGGUCGCGGCAACGCCCUUCCCUCUUCCCACCACGACGGCUACCAAGGCAGCGGCAGCAACAGUGGGAUGUCGACGAAUACCGACACCCACCGCCGGCCCUUUGGCAGCGGCGGUGUGGGUCAACGACACAGCUUCAACCGCCACCAUGGUGUUGGUGGUGGGCCAUCCUCAAGCAAUUUCGAAGAGGAUGAGCCGUUGCUGUUUACCAUGAGUGACUUUGGGAUUGCACGGGGGAGUCUGGAUGGCGGAGCCAGGGGGAGUGUGAGCGGUGCUGAUUCUUCGGAACCGGGCACUGGGACGGCGGUGUCGAGGAGGGGAAGCGGUCGGAGGGGCCUCUCCGCUGGCGGCGGCGGUGGUGGUGGUGCUGGCGGCAGCAACGGACUUUUUCAUCUUUGGCAAUGA